Messenger RNA from Brachypodium distachyon (stiff brome), 2118 nucleotides. RefSeq names its product berberine bridge enzyme-like 23. The record is from RefSeq and is a predicted model, not a curated record. The transcript has a single exon. Bases 198 to 1925 code for a protein of 575 amino acids. NCBI's taxonomy places the organism in Eukaryota, Viridiplantae, Streptophyta, Magnoliopsida, Poales, Poaceae. Gene Ontology annotation, molecular function: oxidoreductase activity; FAD binding.
GUAAAUAAAAAACCCACGCGCGUUGCACGCUUAUAUCUCUAUCCGACGGUCGGACGUCACCUGAAUGGCAGAGGCGCUUGGAAACCAAGCUUCCCCAUUUCCCUUUUCCUUCCCAAUCACCGUAUGCCAGGUACAGAACACCCCUAAUCAUUGAUCGGCCACCGCAAGAGAAGCCCCGCGCGCGCGAGCAGCAGACGAUGCAGCCAUCAUUCGAGCUCUUCCCUGUCCACCGUCUCCUUCUCUUCCUCCUCCUCCUCGUCACGCUUUCUCCCCCGUCGCGGGCGCAAGGAGAAGGACAAGAGGAGCGUGGCCUCCACGAGAGCUUCCUGCGCUGCGUGUCCCGCCUCUCGCCGGCCACCGCCGACCCGUCCGAUCUCGUCCACGCGCCGGCGGACGCCUCCUACGGGCCCCUCCUCGACUCCACCAUCCAGAACCUCCGCUUCGCCUCGCCGCGUACACCUUGCCCGUCGCCGUCGCUGCUCCUCACGCCGACGACCGUCGCCGAGGUGCGGGCCUCCGUGGCCUGCUGCCGUGCCCACGGCCUCACGGUCCGCGCCCGCAGCGGCGGCCACGACUACGAGGGCCUCUCCUACCGCGCGCUCCGUCGUCCCGCCCGCCGCUUCGCCGUCCUCGACCUCGCCGCGCUCCGGGCGGUCCGCGUCGACGCGGCGCGCCGGGUGGCCCACGCCCAGCCCGGGGCCACGCUCGGGGAGCUCUACUACGCGGUGGCGCGAGGCAGCCGCGGGAAGCUCGGGUUCCCCGCGGGGAUCUGCCCCACGGUCUGCGUCGGCGGGCACCUCAACGGGGGCGGGUUCGGGCCCAUGAUGCGCAAGCACGGCCUUGCCGCCGACAACGUCGUGGACGCCGAGGUGGUGGACGCGGAGGGGCGGCUCCUGCUGGGCCGGGCCGCCAUGGGGGAGGGCCUCUUCUGGGCCAUCAGGGGCGGCGGCGGCGGCAGCUUCGGCGUCGUCGUUUCCUGGACCGUGAGGCUGGUCCCCGUGCCGCCCGUCGUGUCCGCCUUCACCGUGCGCCGGCUAAUCCCGCGAGGAGACGGCGGCGAACAAGCAAUAAUCCAUCUCCUGACCAGAUGGCAGCUCGUGACACACGCGCUCCCGGACGACCUCUUCGUCAAGGCGGCCAUGGAGCCCAAGGCGGACGACGACGGCGGCGGCGGGAGUCUGCGGCCACAGGUGGUGUUCAAGUCGCUCUUUCUUGGCAACUGCAGCGGCAUGGUGUCCCAAAUGGACAGCCAUUUGCCUGAACUCGGCAUCAAUCCGAGCGACUGCAGGGAGAUGAGUUGGCUUCAAUCCAUGCUCUACUUCUACGGCUACACCGAUGGGCAACCCGCAGAAGUGCUUCUUGACAGAACGCUGCAACCCAAAGACUACUACAAGAUCAAGCUGGACUACCUCACGUCGCCAAUUCCGGCAGCCGGUCUCGCCGUGCUGCUCAGCAAGAUCGUCGAAGAGAAAGGCGGCUCGAUCGGCAUCGACCCCCAGGGCGGCAGGAUGAGCGAGAUACCGGAAUCGGACACGCCGUACGCCCACCGGAAAGGGUACCUCUACAAUCUCCAGUACUUCGUCAAGUGGGGAGGUGACAAGAAUGUGUCAUACGAGGAGAAGCAUUUGGGUUGGGUCAGGGAGGUGCAUGAGCUCAUGACACCCUAUGUGAGCAAGAGGCCUAGAGCUGCGUACAUCAACUUCAGGGACCUGGACUUGGGGCAGAACGUGGACGGCAACACGAGGUAUGAGGAGGCCAGGGUGUGGGGGGAGAAGUACUUCAGAGGGAACUUCCGGAGGCUGGCAAUGGUGAAGGGUGAGGUGGAUCCUGAGCAGGUGUUCUGGAGCGAGCAGAGCAUUCCCCCCCUUGUUGUUGUGGGCACUAGGAAGAGGCAGAGACAGGAUGGAUUGGUUUCAGAGAGUUGACAGUUCAGAUGCAGGUUCGCGAUCCUUGCUACUGUAGCUGUAUAAAGCAAGGUUCUAAAUAGCUUGUGCAUAAAACUUUGCUGCCGACUAAAAAAUACGUGUUUUAAAAGAAAGUUUUGGACUACUCCCUCAACUCCACAAUACAACGUGUAGAUUUUUCUCAUUUGUUUCACAAUACUCCUCAUUUCCUCUU